GGAGCUCUUCGCGUGGAAAGGCGAGAAAGGAGGAAAUAAGAAAGGAGGUUUUUCUGAAGGACCGGAAGCUGCAGAGUCGAGACUGUUGAGCCGUUUCACGCGUCGACGCCGCCGCCGCCGCCGCCUCGCCGCGCGCGGCCAUGGCUUCAUCCACGGAUGAAGAAUUUAAAGAGAAGCUAUUAUGGAACGUGAAGCGGGAGGUGAAACAGAUUAUGGAGGAAGCUGUGACUAAGAAAUUUGUCCAUGAAGACAGCAGCCACAUCAUCGCCCUGUGUAGUGCUGUUGAGGCGUGUCUGGGCCACAUGCUGAAGAGACGGGCAGCAGGCUUCCUGCGCAGCGACAAGAUAGCCGCCCUCUUCACCAAGAUCGGCAAGGUCAGCGACACAGUGGGGGAGGUGUGCCAGAAGGUGCAGGAGCAGCUUCAGCAGCAGGCUGAGAUCACCAAGAGAACCCAGAGCGUUGGUCAAGAACCCUUAAGGAGGCAGGGGUCCUUGUCAUCACCCCGCAACCCCCAGCCACUUUCUGCCCAGGCCAUCAAGCACAUUUGGGUCCGGACUGCCCUCUUUGAGAAAGUUUUAGACAAAAUAGUGCAGUACAUUGUGGACAACUCCAGUAAGUACUAUGAGAGGGAAGCACUGAUGCAUGAUCCUGUUUUUGGGCCCAUCUUAGCCGCUCUACUGGUGGGACCUUGUGCUCUGGAGUACACCAAGCUGAAGACAUCUGACCACUUUUGGACGGACCCUUCAGCUAAUGAGCUUGUUCAACGCCACCGUAUCCAUGGGGCCCACCGGGGCCUGGAUGCCUCCCCAAGCCGCAGGCCCGCUCUGGGGAUCCGCAAGAGGCAGUCUAGUGGUAGUAUGUCGGAUGACAAGUUUGCUGCAUCGGCGAGGGAGUAUGUGGAGUCGCUCCACCAGAACUCUCGCACACACCUGCUCUACGGCAAAAACAACGUGUUGGUUCAACCGAAGAAAGAUAUGGAGGUGCUGCGGGGCUACCUGUCGCUCCACCAAGCUGGGGAAAACCUCACCCUCAAAUGGACGCCCAACCAGCUCAUCAACGGCACACUGGGAGACUGUGACCUGGAAAAGAGUAUAUACUGGGACUAUGCAUUGACUGUGCCUUUGCGUCAGAUAGUCUGCCUGCACUGUCACCAGAGACCGGACUGUGGCGGUACGUUGGUGCUUGUCAGUCAGGACGGGAUCCAGCGACCGCCCCUCCACUUUCCGCUUGGAGGUCACCUGCUGGCCUUCCUCUCCUGUCUGGAGACAGGUCUCCUGCCCCGGGGUCAGCUGGAGCCUCCACUCUGGUCCCAGAGAGGCAAGGGAAAAGUUUUCCCUAAACUGAGGAAGAGGAACAGUGCAGCCAGACUGUUAGAGCAGGACAGGAAUGGGGAGGAGCAGACCACUGCUGACUACGUGUUUCGCAUAGUGUACCCUGGAUACCGACAUGAAUCGAUCACUAUAAACUACCACCACAGCACGGGCAGCCGCGCGCCUUCGCUGGACGAUGACGAGGAAGAAGAAGAUAGGCUCCACGCUAUGAUCUCAAUGAUCUGCUCGCGGAACCUCACAGACCCUAAUGUCAUGAAAGACCAUGGGGAGAUGAUGGAGAUGCAGGGAUUUGGAAGCAGUCCGUCGUCAUGGCAACAAGCCGAAUUACCGGGUCAUGUGUCAUCGUGCCUGUCCUGCUCCACUGGGGGUAGCAACGUGUCUUUCGACUACACAGCCGGCUGCACCUGCAUUCACGAUGCAUCAGAUAUACACACUAUCCCUCUUAAGAUGCUCUGCCAGAACAUGAAGAGGCAGAUAGUUUCCAGAGCCUUUUAUGGAUGGCUGGCCUACUGUCGACAUUUGUCCACUGUCCGAACACACCUAUCGGCGCUGGUCAACCACAGCAUUGUGCCACCAGACAAACCCUGUGAGGCAUCGGGGGGCCUGAGCAAAGAAGUGUGGAGCAAGUACCAGAAAGACUGCAAGAACUACAAAGAGCUGGAGCUCUUGCGGCUGGUGUACUACGGGGGUGUGCAACAUGAGAUCCGGAAGGAGGUCUGGCCUUUCCUACUGGGCCACUACAAGUUUGGCAUGGGCAAGAAGGACAUGAGCCAGAUCGACGAGAAGGUCAGCGAGCGCUACCAGCAGGUGAUGAGGGAGUGGAAGGCGUGCGAAGUGAUCGUGAAGCAGAGGGAGAAGGAGACGCAGCUGGCCAUCUUCACAAAGCUGUCCUCGGGCAGCAGCAUCGACAGCCACGUCCUGCGCCUCAUCCACCGAGAUUCAACACUCAGCAACGAGGUGUUCAUGUCGGUGGACGAGCCCGAUGCAGACGGCCAGGACACCCCAAGCGCAGACAACGGCACCCCCACCAUGACCACCGUGGGCCCUCCUGCUGCCCUGGCCCCAGAAGAGCGCCCUCUCGUGGAAUUCGAUUCCCCCGACUCGGGCCUGCCUUCCUCCAGAAACUACUCGGUGGCCUCCGGUCACUCACAGAUCCUCUCCAGCAUAGACGAUGGACAGAGCACGGAGGAGGAAGGCAUGGGAGAACAGGGUGUGCUGGGGGAGCGGAGGCGUCAGGACUCCCUGAGUGAGGAGAGGCUGUGCAGUCAGCUGGACAAGCUAGAAACCAGUGAAGGAGCAGCAGAUGGGGUCCCUCCUUCACUUUCCUCCUACACUAUUGAGCUGUUGGACACGGUUGCUCUUAACCUACACCGGAUCGACAAGGACGUCCAACGCUGCGACCGUAACUACUACUACUUCACCACAGCCAACUUGGAGAGACUGCGCAAUAUCAUGUGCAGCUACGUAUGGGAGCACUUGGAGAUAGGCUAUGUCCAGGGCAUGUGUGACCUGCUGGCGCCUCUCAUGGUCAUCUUGGAUGAUGAGUGCCUUGCAUACAGCUGUUUCACUCAUCUAAUGAAGAGGAUGAGUCAGAACUUCCCUAAUGGCGGAGCCAUGGAUACACACUUUGCCAACAUGAGGUCCCUCAUUCAGGUCCUGGACUCUGAGCUCUUUGAGCUGAUGCACCAGAACGGCGACUACACUCACUUCUACUUCUGCUACCGCUGGUUCCUGCUGGACUUCAAGAGAGAGCUGCUGUACGAGGAUGUAUUUGCAGUGUGGGAGGUGAUUUGGGUGGCUCCAAGGAUUUCCUCCAAGCACUUUGUCCUGUUCCUGGCUUUAGCCCUGGUCACCGUUUACCGGGAGAUCAUCAGAGACAAUAACAUGGAUUUCACUGACAUCAUCAAGUUCUUUAACGAGAUGGCCGAACGUCAUGACGUGCAGCACAUCCUGCAGAUAGCACGAGAGCUGGUGCACAAGGUCCAGUCUCUGAUGGAUAACAAGUGACCGUAGAAGGAGCAGACGAAUGGGAGGCAUUCUCCUCUUCAACCCUGCCUGCACGUGCCCUCUUCGCAUCCCUAAUACCUCUCUGCUCUUCAUCAUCAGUACCGGAGAGUGGGAAAGGUGGGGAUCAAGCCCUCUGUCUUGCCAGGGCGGGGCGGGGGGCACCCGGGUCAGGAGCUCGGUGUGAAUCUAAGGCCAAGCCUUGAUUGUUUACAUUAACCUUAUCACUAAAUGCCAGUGGUGUCAGUUAAGACAUGUGGAGUCGUCUGCAUGCUUGAGAGUUUAAUCACACUGUGACUGCAUUCUUCAGUCUCCCUACGCUCCACAGAGCUUGAGUGUGCAUGAACCCACCCUACUUAAAUGUGCACAAUACACACACACACACACACACACACACACACACACACACACACACUCCAUCCAAACACUGUCUCCAUGAGUAGUAUUAUUUUAGGAGUCUUGCUUUAAUUUCUGUGUUGGAAAAAGGCGUCUUUGCCUCCUUGCUGUGUCGUGGGAGACCACUAGAGUGUGCUACUUACACACCUUCAAAGGAGAAGAAGACUUAGCCACGAAGAAGCUUUUCAUUUGUGACCAAAUGGACUGUGCCAACUACCUUUUCAUACCUACCUUCACAUUUUUGGACAACAUGCAUGUGUUUUCCUCCUUAGCGCCCUCCACAGGUUGUUGUUUUAAUGACUCGUUAUCACACAAAUGUUGCCUUUUAUCAGUAAUAGCCCUAUGUACUUUGUUGCACUUUUGGUGAGGGUGUCCUUCAUGGUGCCUGUGAUGCUCUGGCCAGUGUCCACAGUGACACAACAGGUGGAGGUGCCACAAGAGACCAAACUAUUGAAAUACAGUUUUAAUUGCAACCAACUUUUGCAGCCUGAUUGAUGAAGGUUUAUGGUCCAGUUAACGUUGUGAGCUUUUCAGUGAGGAACUGUCGAGCACGUUUGA
This is a messenger RNA of Lampris incognitus (smalleye Pacific opah), 4289 nucleotides long. RefSeq names its product small G protein signaling modulator 2 (gene sgsm2). Lineage: Eukaryota; Metazoa; Chordata; Actinopteri; Lampriformes; Lampridae. The record is from RefSeq and is a predicted model, not a curated record. Gene Ontology annotation, molecular function: GTPase activator activity. The coding region runs from base 141 to 3338 and encodes 1065 amino acids. The transcript has 24 exons.